Phytomonas sp. EM1 is the source of this 891-nucleotide messenger RNA. The record is from the annotation of a GenBank genome assembly. Lineage: Eukaryota; Euglenozoa; Kinetoplastea; Trypanosomatida; Trypanosomatidae.
AUGGAGGUCAAAGCUAAGGACGAGACACCGCUGCGAUCUACGGAGGAUGAGGACUUGUGCGCGAUGUUCAGGAACCUUCUUUCCGGUGGUCUCACCACGGCGGACGAUCUCAAAGACUUCGGGUUUAGCCGCGAGGAGGUUGAACAGUUCCUGGAGGGCGUCUCCCCACCGUCUUCCUCGCCGUUGGCGUUCAACCCUUCCACAUCAGCGGGAUUUCACCUUUCUCAUUCGCAAUCGUCUUUGCCGCGUGGCGGAUCGGCCUCAGGGAGCCUCGAGGUAAACGACGGCACGGCCUCCACGCGGAAGCGAUCCCCUCCCAACGACGACCCCUCCCUCGUUGCGUUGGCAGCAGGGGAGCUCCAGCCGCCGCCGCCGCCGUUCACUCGGCCGGUGAGCGAAGCCGGGCGCUCCGCCUUCAACCGCGACGUCGCGCAGGCGGAGAUCACCCGGGUGAAACUCCAGCGCUCUUCGGAGAGGCUUCAUCGCGCCUCCCUCUAUUUCCUGCGCGCGCAGGAGAGUAGGGAAAAAGACUCGAGCACCACAUUUCAAAGCACCUGCGGGGCGGGGGAUGCGGGAAACGCGGAUUCGCCUCCCUGCAAGGCCAAUGGCAAGGAGCCUCAAGCGACAGGGAAAGUGGACGACGGCGUACCGGUCUCAGGCGAGAUCCCGAGCGAGCUUCCCCGUGCCGUUCUCACGACCAACGCCAAGGAGCUAUCCGAGGACGGGUUGAAUACGGCCCUACGUGUAACAGGGAGCGAUAUCAUGGUGGGAAAAGAGAUCGCACUGCUCCUCCAACAAAAGGACACUAUGGAAGAAUGUGAUGAAUGCCUAGACGAUUUUUAUGCAAGAAGACAGCAUAUGUGUAAUGAGAAGUUUGCAGGCCAUAGUUGA